Molecule: messenger RNA, 15533 nt
Organism: Caenorhabditis auriculariae
Lineage: Eukaryota; Metazoa; Nematoda; Chromadorea; Rhabditida; Rhabditidae
Source: the annotation of a GenBank genome assembly
AUGUCACCUGUUUGUUUCACCUGAAAUUUACGCGAAAAUAUCAUUUCUAAACCAUGCGAGGUCUGACAAAGGCAUGUGGGAGGCUGGCAAGUCCGAACUCUCUUUAACCUCCCUUUUCCUCUAAAUAUAGUUGCCAUGAGUAACUAACUGUAACUAAUGUCCGCCGCAAUGAAAAUUAAUAUCGAUUCUAUCGAUUGAAAGAUUGGCCUUCAUCAAAAGUUACCUGAACAUGGUAUUUAGUUCGGGUGCUUCUGCACGUUUUAAUUUCGUUUUGAAACGUCUACAUUUUUCUCAUAAAACGUAUCCUCGAUCAUUUCAGUCUCCGAAAAAUGCUCGAAAGCGCUCGAGAAGCCAGAGAAACGAAGGAAAACCGCCGACUAAGAGAAGAAAAAUAGCUUCGAAAUUGGCGGUAACUAUCUUGUGCUUCUUUCGAAAAAAAAAUUUUUCAAAGAUUUUUAGAGACAUAAGUUAUGUUACAAAAAACGUAAAGUUAUUGAAAGUUUUGUGGUCAUUCUGAAAAUUACCCGAAAGAUAGCUAAAAAUCUUCAAAAAAUUUUUGAGGCGACGUGUUAGAACUCUCUUUUGACCUCUACUUCGGAGUUUCAGAUCCUCCCUCCCACAGUCCUGCAGAAAAUCGUUGCGGAACUGCCACUGACUGACCACAUUUCUUUCCGGUCAACAUGCCAGGCCGCCCACGAGGUACUCAACUUCUCUCUCUUCCAAAAUGAACGAUCUCCAGGCCGUCGAAGCAUUUUGGCUUUCUCAACAAUCACUGAACAUCGGAAUGCUAGAGAAACUGUUCCCCAAAUUGAAAACGGAGAACUGGCGCAAACAUGGGGUUUACUCUUUGGCGAUGGAGGUUUUUCACGCAGUUCAAACUCACCCGAAUCGAUUCUAGCUGGACAGCGUUUUCAACCUUCUGACUAUCGGAAACUUGAAAAAGAUGAGUCUGACCGGCCUCCGAACUGUACAUUGGCCGACUCUCGUUGAAAUUGUUGAACACGUAUAUUUCUAUCCAGUCUGUGAACCCUUCUUAUGAGCUGAUUCAGGCCACGCUGGAAGAAAAUACUUCGACUUUUGCUUCGGUCCGCUGGCUGGACAUUCGCGGCUGUCUCAUGUCACCUGAUGACUUCAGACAGAUGUCGUGCUCUCUCAAAGGCCUAGAGACGAUCCACAUCGACCGACAUUUCCAAGCCAUCGUUCCGCCGAAACAGUCUGUUUUUCCUCGACUCCCUUAACAUUCAGCUUUCAGGGAGGUGAAAAAACCGAACGCCUGGUUCGAGUCAAUCCGAGGUUCUGCCGGCAAAAUAACGUCGUCCCAGAGAUUCUGCCGGCCCGACGCCCCGCACGCCUCCACGGUCGACUGGAUCUUCCAGCUUUUUCCGGCUCUGCGACACGUUGUCAUUGACCUUGCCCACGACCACCAAGACGUUGCCGAUUAAUCAUUCAACUUCUUAGACACGUUUUAAUUCGUUCUGUAGUCUGAAAACAUUUUUGCGCUCAUUUUUGGCAGUAUGAGAAAAAUAAAUAUUUUCUCACACGAAAUCCAUGUUGCGAAUCCUGUUGCAGUGGUUUCCCACUAACUUCUCGCUUUCCACACUUUUUUCAAAUCGUUCGUCUGGCCGCCAAUCUCUGUGAAAUGCUCUCUAUAUAUUGAUAAAAAAAAAGUACCCGGUUGGAAAAUUGAAGCUUACAGGGUUCUCGAAAAUGUGCGGGAUUUUUUUCGUCUUUUUUUCUUUUUGCUAAUGUCGAUUGUAUGAUUACAAAGACGUUGCAAAAAUGGGAAUAUUUAAAUUUCUUCUUGUCUUUAUAAGAGACGCCGCAGGGUGAAAGGGGUGGUAAAGCCAAGAUUGUGCGAGGGCCGGGCGGUGAGUUUAUCGGCCCCUGCCCAUAUAUGUUAUCCCUUAAAAAGAAAUAUAAACUAUGAUUUAAUUAAAGUUAACUUGUAAAAAGAAUUUUCGGGUGAAAACUUUGAGUGAGGAUGAGAAUUCUUUUAACCGAACUUAUAUAUUUUUUCGUAGCCCGCGCAGGCUUUUUCAUGUGAAGACACGUUAAGUGAUCAAAAGAAUGAGGCCCAGAGCCCGGUUCGGCUAACGGCGGAGCAGGCUUGUGCGUCAGGCCGGGCGGCCCGGGCCGGCCUGGCCCGGGUUUUGGGCUUCAUUUUCAGGAAAAAAGCCCGCAUGGGCUCGGGCCGGGCAGGCUUCAAAAAAAAAAAAUUCAAAGUUUUCUUUAAAAAAUUUUUACCGAAAUGUGGCUUUUACUUCUGAAAUCAUAGUUUUUGUUAAAAUUUAAUUGAAAAACUGAGCAAAAACGUAAUUUUUGUCGUAAAAAAACUUGAUAUCCGAUUAGAAAAAAAAUUGCGCGCUUCGGGCCGGGCGGGCCAUUUUUUCUUGAGGCCCCGCUAAGGCCGGGCCGGGCCGGGCUUACGAAAAGGUUAAGGGGCCGGGAGGGUGACGGGCCGGCCCUCGCACAAGCCUGCGGCGGAGUGUCGUAAGAGGACGGAAGUUUGCUCCAGCGCACACUUUUUUUUAACCUCGUUUUUGAAUUUUUUUAUUUAUUUUUUUCUUUUCUUUCCUAUUUUCCAAGCUUUUCAAAAAUUUAAAAAGUCAAAAAAAGCUUACUUCAGAGCGUAAAUAUAUACAUGAAAUGAUCUCUUAUUAUUGCGCGAUGGUUGCGCUAAGCUAAGCUAAGGCACUCCCAUUAGUUAGUAUGUGAUUUCAUGCCCUUUAGUGGGCAGAAAGUGCACUCAAACGUUGUCUUCUUGUCAAGAAUCGAACUAUGUAGAACAAAAAUUUGAAAUCAACUCAAAUUUUUAACCUUCUGAAAGGCCAAAAAAGAGCUCUCAAAAACAAAGUUAAAUUUUGAUACUUACUCUGUUUUCUUUGCGCUAUUUUUAUAGUUCAGUUCUUUCUCAAAUUAUUUUUUUGGAAUCUCUUUUGAGCUGUCUUACUUUUGAUCGAUUGAAAAAUAACUUGUUAAAAAAAUGUUUCAGUAAGCGCUUUCGCACACUGAUUUGAAAUUUCCGUUCAGCGAUUGAAAGUGUUUUGUUCUAUAUUUGAAAAGCUUGAAAAAAAAAAUGAAUUUCAUAAAAAUGAAGUCAGUUAUGGUUCAUUAAUUUCAUUUUUUUUUUCGGGUCAUUCAAUUUCUGCGAGUUCCCGUUAAAUAUUCGAGAACUUGUUGAUGUUCUAAAAGUUGUUUACCAAACUUCCGCGCAAUCACUGCAAAGAAACUGCGUGUUAGCUGCAGUCAUGCCAUGGCAAACCGGUGCGUGAUGAUAAAUAUCUGAAACAUUUUGUGAGGAAAAAAAAUUUGCAGUAGUUUUUUUCUCAUUUUUUUUGUGUAAUGUUUUCUAAAAUGAAUCAAAAGCUUGUUUCCAGCCUCGUUUUCUUUUUUUCAUGGUGUUCGCAAAAAUUUUUGUUUUUCAGUUUAUUUUUCGAGUUUAACAACGGCGACAACUUGAAAAUGGUUCGUUUGUUUAUUUCAAAAAAACUUCUAUGAGUGGGUUCUCAGAGUGAUUCGGAAGAUGAUGAUGUUUCGAUUUCUGGAUCCGAAGGAGAUCAGGAAGACGACGAAGUCGAAAUGGAAGAAAUCGACGACGGCGGGAACGAACUCGAGAACGUCAUCAGUGACCGUUGCGUUUUGUUUUUGGUUCCGUUGUUGUGAAUUUUAUAUUAAAGAAAGUAGCUUUAUAGUUGUACAAAAAUGGUUCAAUUUCAAAGAAAUAAUCGGUUUGCGAUUUCGUUCAUGUUAUUAGUUUAUGGGGAGACUUACACGUGUGUUGUUCAUUUUUACAAUAAGAAACGUUUAAAAAAAGUUACCAAGCCAACCCUUGUUCUGUUCGCUAGAAAUUUCAAAACUAGCUAUGUAGCUAGAUUUUCGUCUCAUCAGAUGAUUUUCAAGCUGCAAAAGGCUGAAUGAGAAAGAAUUAAGAAUUAUCCGUUUUUAAAUAGUUUUCCAAUCAAUCAGUACUUUUCAGUUAAAAGUCCAACUCCUAAAUUAUUUUUAUAUUUGUUUUUUUAUCACUGUUUGCGUUCUCGAAGUGCUGCCUUAUCAGCUGUUAUCUGCAGUUGACGACAACGAUGCGGUCUCAGAAGGAGGAGACAAAAGAGCCAAAUGGUUCCAGAAGGAGAUUUGGCAGCUCAAAAAGUUGCCCUAUUACGCAGAUCUCGAAAAACAAGCCAAUCAGCAUUUCAUCAAUGUGAAGGUGCUUCGUUAAUGGUCUUUUCCCUGUCAUCUUUCCGAGUUUGCAGCAAGGUCUGGCCAAUUCGGUGCUGCUCAAUGAUGCGGCCAUUGGUUUCACCCAUUGGAUUCUUGAGCUUGAAAGGUUCUUUAUUGCUUCGAUGUAUUUUUAUGGCUCUCCUCAAAGAGAUACUGUUAAUCAAUGUUCAUAUUGGUGCAAAAGGAAUUACUUUUUUCCGUGAUUGACCAAGAAAAAAUUUGGAGAAACUUUUCAAAUAAGAGAUGGAAGAUCAUUGUCUAAAUAUAGCCCUCAUUGAUUCUUUUCAAACUUCCAGAAGGCCUUAAAAUUCGUGUUUUUCAAAGGGAUCUAGUUGAAUUCCACUCAACAGAAAGAGUAUUCAUGAUAAUUUUGAAAGUUAGAAUUGAAACCUGUUACAAAAUUGCUGUUGUCUUUUUCCUAGACCCUCCAAAAAAAAAAAUGCAGGAACCUUUACAUUAACAGGUUACAGAUAUAUCGAAUUGUACAACCGGCGAUUCUCCAAAGAGGAGCACAUCCAAAUGAUAAAGUUGCUGUUGCCAUUGGUGGUGAAAGGCCAAAUCUUCAGAAAUGUGAAGAUCGCCAUGCACGCUCUCAAUAUUCUCUUGAGGUUUUCGGAAUAAUCAAUAAAAAACGAAAAAAAAAAACUUCAGCAAAAGAGAUUUCUUGCUGCGAGGUGACCUUUGCAUCGAAUGGAGACCUCUGCACGAUUUGUACAUGGAAGUUGCCUUCAAGAGUUUAGAGGUUCGUUGAGAACAAGUUUUGAGAGCGAAAGAAUGAGAAAUACCUAAAUUUUGGAACUCUUAAAAAAAUUCAAAAAAACAAAGUCAAGUUGAUUCAUUGUUGGAAAAAAAGAUUAAUUGGCUCCAAUCAACAAAAAAAUUUUUUUUAUAUAAAUAGUAAAAUGGUUGUUAAGCGAGUGAAAAAAACUGAUUUUUCAGCUCAUAAAAAAAAACAAAACAGUUUCUUUUAUUUGGAUUGAAGUAUUUAAAUAUUUUGACUGAAAAUUCAAGGAAGACGGCGUUUUCUUGAUUCCUGAAGGUUUCCGCAGCGAUCUCCAUACAUUAGUCUUCUACGCCCGCAACUAUUUCAACGAAAGUGCGGUCCAGGAACUUCUCGACGAGGUCGAAAUUUCCUUUCUUCUUUCCAAUAAAGUUUCAUUAUAGUGCCGACCUCACAUGUGUGUUUGGGAUGAGGCCAUGAUCCGGUCUUGGAAAAUCCUCGACAUGUUCGUUCCCAUGAACUUUGUGCCGGCGAUUCAGCAUACUUUGGGUAAGAAAAUUUUAUGGCCUUUUUUGACGAAGAACUCCUUUUUGAACAGAAAAUAGAAUAGGUUUCAUUAAAUCAAACCCUAAAAAGGACGUUUAAAAAUAAUUGAUUCGAACUUUUUGGCUUCUGUUUGAAUAUUGACUGUAGAAGUAUGAGAAUCCAUUUCAGGAUCGGUUCUUUGGUUCGACGAGGCUUGGCAUUGGUACACAAGUGUUGAGAACAAUUCGCUUUUCGAGCCACAUAUCAUGAAAAUGUUUGCAAGGUAGUUUAAAACUGUUUUUCGUGAAAAAAAAAUUCGAAUCGAUUGUCAGAAUUUCCUACGAGUGCCCUGGCUUGGUUGACUGGACGCCCAAGCUCGAUCUCAUUUUCAACAAGGUUUUUUUUCUUCUAUUGUUCAUAUUUCGAAGGAGAAAUUCAGUUGAUCCGCUCACUUCGCCUUGGAAGUCAGUCGGGCCUUUGCCAGACUUUCAACAUGGAAACGGGGUCCAUGUGGAUCGUUUACAUGCUCGGAACCGAUGCCCAUGAUGCGUUCGUUUCAUUUUUUGUUUUUUGAAAUAUUAGGAAUGAAGAUCUCGGUAGGCGAAUGGCUUUUUAGAACAUUUUAUCUAUUUUCAAGAAAUUUUCAAGUGAGAGAUCGUGCACAAAUAGCGGUGCAAAAUUGUACAAUUAUAUUAUUUACUAUUCUAUCAUUAAUUUUGUUUCUUUGUACAGUUUGAGAGUUGAGUCAUUCUACGAACAACCCGUUUAAUUUUUUCAUGCUCAAUCUUUUAGAGUUGUGGCUCAUAUCAAGCGAGUUUUGGGCCAAAUCGAGUCUUUCCUUCACCCAUCAAACAAUGGAUCUCACACGCAACAUCUCCUCAAUUUUAUCCACAAGUUCGUUUUCCAAUAAAAUUCUGAAAACAUUAUCCACAAAAAUGUUACAGACUCACCUACAAUAUUCUGUUGCGCUUGAAAAGAGAACGAACCGAGAAACCGUCAAAGCCGAAAACCAUCAAUUUGGUUCAACGAAAUUCUUUUCCCUCUAUGUAAAACUUUCCUCUAGAUCCCCGAUGCGAUGAAGUUGACGCAGAAAAAUUUGGACGACUUCAUGUUGAUGAUCGUCCCCAGUAUGAAAUGGGCCAUUUUCACUAAGACCCGCAAUGAGUUGGAAAUUAUUCGUUUUUCGGAACUAGACUUUUUUUUCAGAUUCAUCAGCCCCACAUUCAAAACAUGCACUCUUUUGUGCCCGAAACUGUUCUUGCCCUUGGUUCUCGACAUGUCAGUUUAUAUUUACCGCCUAAAAAUAGAAAAAAUUUCAUUUUCAGGGUGUAUCCCGCAUUGGAAACCUUGACUGAGCCACAUCGACUUCUUCAAACUCUGAACACUUUGCUCGGCGUCGUGAUUCCUCUCGUUAAAGAUCAACCGGACAAGAAUGGAAAAUCUCUGAGGCAAAUCAAUUUCACUUAACUUGAGAGCUAUCGAAAUCACUUUGAAAACCUUCGUUAGUUUUUUUUUUUUUGCAGAGUGCAUGCGAUCAAUUUGUUGAAUUCUGUCCUGCCUGGCUUGGACCGCAAUGAUAUCAGCAAGUGCAUGAUUACUUAUCAGGUAAAUUUUUCAUGAAAAGGAACUACAAAAACAUAAAAAACAAGUUCUUGUCAUGUUUGGUAUCAAACAAAAAGAAAAAAGAAUUUGAUAAAAGCAAAAAGUCAGAUAUUUGAAUUUUUCGAGGACAAUUUCAUACAUGAGCAAGUAAAAAACUCAAUUAGUCCUGGAGGAGGGAUUGGCUUACGGAAAUUUACCAAAAUAACUAUUAAAAAAUUAUUUUUGAGCUCAAAGAGGUAUUGUUGACUACAAUAAAAACGAGUUUCAAUCUUGGGUAGGUAUUUAUGUCAUCAAUUUGAGAACAUUUAGAAGCCAGGGUAAAAAAAAAAUCAAGAUUCCCAUGUUUGGGCCAUCUUGUUUGAGAAAUUUCAUGUCACUAGAAUAAUACUGGAAAUUAAUUUCGAACUUUUCAUAAAGUCAGUGUUUUUUUUCAAUAGAAACCUUUUUCCACUAAACUAUUUCUCAAGGUGGUCGGCGCCUUGGUGAACUUGAUCCCUCUGGUUGAUUGCUCUGAAGCCGUGCACCUGCGCGACGACCUGACCGAGGACGAGCGCGAACUUUGCUCAGCGACGGCCAACCUCGAGAACAUUCUCUACACAAUCAUGCAGCGGAUGAUCGAGAUGCUCGUCGACUGCGGUCACACCUCCAGCACGACCAGCGCCCACGGGUCCAUCAACAUCAAGAACACGAACAUCGAGGACAGCAUCCUCCACAGGUCUCGUUCAUCAUCUGAGGCGUCAGAGCAGAUAUAAUCUAAUCUCUCUUCAAUAAUCUUAUGAUCGGAAUCCAUCAUUAAGGCUUUCUUUAUCAAAAGAAAAUAAGAAAAGUAUACAAUCACUUUUAUCCCAGAAAAUAGGAAAUUUAAUAGAAAAAUAUGAACAGGCGAGGAGCAGAAAAUUUUCUCAAAAAUAGAUACAAAAACGUUUUCUGAUUUUUAAAACUUUCAAAAUUUCUCCUAUUUUUUUUCUCGGACUUGGCUAAUUGGGAGAGAGUCCUGAGUCGCGAGUGUGAAUUGAUCUCUCUGGAAAAAUUUCUGAGCUGUCUGAUUCAGUUUUUUUCCUUUUUUUACAGAGGAACUGUGUCUGUAUUCAAAGGAAUUUGUCGCAACAGCAGCACGCAAAUGUUCGAGGUUUGAGUUUUUCCUGCGAUAAACUUAUAUUUAUUUACAAAAAUUAUUCAUUCAGAACUGAAAUAAAUUUUUCAGAUGGCCAUCGGAAAAGUCUAUGAUUUUGCCUGUGAAUACGUUUUCGACAGUAGAAUUGUGUGCGAUGCUCUUUCGGAUAUGAUCAGUUCGGCUGUCAAGGUUUUCCCCCCAAUUUUCUUCAUUCUACGUUUUCUGUUCUAGCUCUAUCCCGAAAAGACUUUCAACCGGUUCUUCAAACUCAUUACUUCGAAGCUCCAAAACUGCAUCACUCGUAAGAAUUCCAAUUCUUACUCAUUAACGAGUCAAUACUUCAGCUGAGGUCUUCACUGAAGAAAAGGUCGAUUUCCACGUUAUUUGGUGGCUUUCGAUGGCUUCGCGAAUCGUUAAAGUGCGGAAGUUCGAAAGAAUGUUUCAAAAAUAAGGUUUUUUACAGGUCAGGUCAGAUAUUCUGUUGGAGAAUUGGACGCAAAUACGAGCCAUGGUCGAUCUCGUCAUGCCUUUGAUGAAAUGUACCCUCGCCUCGGAGGUUCUUUUUCAAUGAGACCAUAAAAAAAUUGGAAAAAAGUUAUACAUUUUCAUGGAAAAAUAAUCGAAAAAAGCGGACUUCGUGGGAGUAAAAUUUCUAUAAAGUUACUAUCAUUAUUAAAACCUUCCAUAUUUAACAUAUAUCUUAUUAUUUCCUCUGCAUUUGACACUUUAAGAAAGCCUUCGGCGUUCUGGACAGUGUUCUGGAACAACUCUGCUCCGUGUACAUUUUGCCGGGGGCGCAGCGGCGGAUCAACUACGACAAGCCGCUCGACGAGUACCUUGCCAUCCGUCAUUGGGCGGCGCCCAUCGACAACAAGACCUGGCAGCCGUCUUGGUAAGAUUCGAAUGCAAGGAAUUAUUGAAGGAGUACUUGGAAUAUUUGAUCGAGUCACUUAUUCUAAAGUAAAUCAUCGUUUUUUCUAAGCUUUUUCGAAAACUGUUACUUCAAAAAUACAAUUUCUCAAUCAAGCAGAAAGAAAUUGUUUUUAGGCACAUUCCGAACCAAGAAGGGAUCGACCGCGCGACCGAGCUAUUCAAAGAUUUCGUCAUGCCUUGUAUCAGUCGGCUCAGCAGUCCACAUGGAUUGGAAAAGUAGAAAAACAAUUUUUUAUCGAAUUAAGUCUCGAAAAUUCAGAAAAGAGAUUUUGCACCGAACAAUGCUGGUGCAGACUUGUAUAUUGUCCUGUUCCAAUUCCUUGCCGCUCUUCGAAGGACCCAUCCUGCCGCUCAACGACGCACCAACCAUCGUCCCAGAAAACGAGCCCGAAUAUAUCAUCAGUCCUGCCGGAACGCCAGGUACUGUGAGAAGAAAAGUCAGGAAAUAUCAAGGAUUAUUUUGGGCAUAAAGCGUCUUGAUGUCUUGAGUUUCAAACUAUUCAACUUGUCAUGACUUUGAAUUAUUUCUCAAAUCAAAAAAAUUUUCUUUGCCCAUUCAUCAUUUUAAUUUAUUUCAAGUAAUGACGAUCGAUGGGAAGAACGUGCGACAAAUCGUCUUGGAUUGCGCGCUGAAGUUGCUGGACUACCUCCUGGAGCACUCACCCGACGACGUCAAGUCGAUUCGUGAAGCCAUUUCGAUCCUCAGAAUCCUUCCUGGCUUCCGUGGAAUCAACAAGGUCUGUCGAAAGUCUCCUUAUUGAGGAAGGUUCCUUCUUAGGACAUGUUCACUCAUACCGCGAGCAGUUUCCGCGUCACGAAGCUGAUUCUGUGCGACCGCCUCUCCGGCAACAAGAACAACAUCGAGAUGGUCGUCGAGGAGUACUUGUCCCUCCUUCACAAGGUUUAAAUCUAUUUUAUUCAGCUGUGUCCUGUAUUAACUAAACACAGCUGCGGUUUUUUAAAGUAAAGUUUGUUGUAGAACCUGGUGAAACUCAUAUGAAGCUUGCCGGAAGUCUGAAACUGGACUUACUGAUUCGAUUCAAAAGACAGAUUAUUUUUUCGAGUUUUGCUUUAUUGCCAAGACGCUUCAAAGCUUGCUAAAUUCACAUUUUGGCAAAAAAAAAAACCAGUAUUCUAAUGCGUUUUAACCGUCAAAACUCGCCUAAAUUGCAAUAGUACAGAAGAUUCUGGUUAUUCUAGGUAUAGGAGACCGUGGACUACACUUCAGCAGGAGUAGACUUUCAUCAAAAGUCCAUUAGGGUAUUGAAAUCGCGUUUCUCUUGAGUAGACGUUUGAAAAGUGAAUAUUCAAACAAAACUAAAGCAUUUUGUGGUUUUUUUUAUCAAUGAGCUUUUUUUCAAAUGAAAAUUGAUGAAUUAAAAAAAAAUUAUAUUUCCUUGUUUCAGAAGCGAAUGUCGCACGUCCAAGGCUACAGCUUCAAGCAACAGCACGUUGAUAUUUUGAAGAUGCUUCUGAGAGUCUCGACCAGCUCCUACAGCGAGGUUUUUGUCUUCUUACAUUCAAAACCUGUAAAUUAUCUAUUCCAGAACCGAAUCAAGGCCCAAGCAAUGUUGAUCUACAAGAUGCGCGAGUAUCCUUAUUCGUACAAGUAUAUUCUCGACGACAUUCUCAACUACCUGGAUCCCGCGAGUAAAGCCACCCAUGAACAGAUCAAAGGCGCGCUGUACAUUUUGGUGGACGGAAAACGGCAAGCCCUCUGCUUGAGAAUGGACUUCGCCACUCAGGUUAAGAAAUGCAACCAUUUCAAACAAUGCGGUUUUUUGUAGGGCAGGAUUUGGCCUACGCUUGUUGGUGUUCAGCACAGCGAGAAGCCUUCGAUCAUCCGCUUGUUGGAAUCCGCCCAGAACAUCAUCGUCGAGAACUUCGAGAGCUACCGGAUGCGUUACGAAGUUUGUCCAUUCAUCCUCAGCUUGAUUGAAUCGGGCUUCUAGUGGAAACCUGCGUGCGCCGACGUCGCCCAUCGUCUUCUGGAAUGCGCGGAUCCGUCGAGCCCCCUGCAGCCGUCGACAUUGAAGGCGCCGUCCGCGGAGGUCGUCGCCGCCAAUGCCAACAACCUCACCGACCGCUACAAACGCAUGAAGGACGGCUACGAGACCCUCAUCGCCAGGCUCGUCCAGCUCGCCACGGAUCCCAAUCUCCACUGGCGACCCGUCGACAUGGCUCACGCUAUGCUUUCCAUGCUUGUCCGAAGGUCGCUUUCUUUUCAAAAAUCAAGAAAAGAAUAGAGUUGAAUAGUCUGAUUUAGCCGAUGAAGCAAUGUGAGAAAUGAAUAAGUAGAGAUUGAAAACGUUUUGAAGAAAGUUGUUCCUUCUCGUAACUUCUCAUCCCGACUAUUUCCUGGGAUCGGUAGUCAAACGAUCUCUUUUCGAGCAAUUCUGCAGAUGAUAUAUUUUGUGGUCUCUAUUUCAAAACCAUAUCAGUUUUGAUAGUCUUCAUCACAGGGAAAAUUGUUUUAUGGAUUAAUUUUUUUCAUUGGUUUCAAAGUCCAUAGAAAUAAGAUUUUUAGAGAUCCUUGAGAGUCGUGAAAAUUUUUCACUUUUUUUUCUGAAGCACGAUGUAAUUUUGUCAGUUUUCAAACCUCAUUUGAUUUUAUUUUGAUUGCAAAUCCAGAGCUCAUAGAAAGUAUAUGACCACUGGAAAUGAAGCUUGAUGUAGAUGUUUCAUAUUGUAGAAAAAAAAAAAUUGAGAAAGUGUUUUAAAAACGAAAAUGGAUAUAUUGCAGAGAUGAGCAGUACCCAGAGGACGGAAUCAGACUUUUCGUGCGGCUUUUGGUCCACGACGCGGUGAAGACGCGUCGAAUCGCCGCCGCGGUCCUUUCCAGCUGGCUGAAGAUGAACAAACCGAAAGCCGUCAAGCGCGAUUACAUCCUUCCCUUCCAAGUAACAACGAUUUCGAUCUUUUCCAUCAUCGUCUGGUUUUAGGAAGAAAAUACGGGCGUCGGGGCUAAAUUCCCCAUUAAGUACGGCUUCAGAGACGACAACAGAGUCAUGAUCUACCAAGAAGAGGUUUUGCACUUUUUCCUCUGUUUAUAAAAGUUUUUGUCCAGAAAUUGCCGAAAACCGACGAAGAAUGGGACUCAUUCCAGUUUUGCGGCAAACAACACUGGGGCUUCUACACUUGGCCUGCACAUUUGAAGACGUCAGAAUAAUCUUAUUUCCUGUGAAUUUCGUUGACUUUUCAGAUAUGCACCGCUGAAGGAGCAAGUUGCCAUCAACAGAGAUCCGAGCACUUACAGCGAGAUCGAGAAAUACGUUGUUAGCGCCUUCCAGGUCUCCAAACUCUUCAUAAUAAGCUCAAUUUACUUCCAUUUUCCAGAACCAAGAGUUCAUGACCAAGAUCAGGGUUUUGUACUCGGUGGAAGAAAAGAAAGGAGACGAGGCCUUCAAUCCCGUCAAUUUCACUUUGUUCCAGGUUGGACGAUCAUUUCCUUUCUGUUCUUCAUAUUAAAGUUUCAGGGUCUUUUCCGAGUCUUCAACGACACUCUGGCCGCUUCUUUCAAGGAACAGCUCGAGAUUUUGUGUCUCAGCACCAAGGUUGAUUUCAAACGUUUCUCAUCAGUUCAAAUGUUUGAACUCAGGAGUCCGAACAGAAACUCGCAGCGGAAAUGUCGGCCGCCAUCGUGAACGGCUCGAAGAUGUGGUACUACGCGAAACAGAGGAAGUUGUGGUCCUGGCUAGGACCUCUCCUUUCUCGCACCUUCGAGACCAUCAAGGCAUGUUCUUUGGAACUCUCUCAUAAACUUAGGAUUCGAAAAAGGCCUUCGGAGUUAUGAUUAGAUGUAUAAUCCAUAAGUAGAAAUGACUGAAGUCGGAAAAAAAGCUGUAGAAAGCCUGAAACAAAUUUUUGGUCUAGUUAAAAAUACAAUUAUUCGCCAAUUUUCAAUUUCUUGAUGUCUUUUCAACAUUCACCUUUUCUAAAUAUUUUCGAAGUUGAAAGAUCUGAAAAAAUUUCAGAAAUAUGGCUCAAAGAAAUUAAAAUUUAAGCGUGCUAACUUUUUGAAUCACGUAUGAAACCUUUGUAGAGCCACUCAACUCUUCAAAAUUCAGAUUUUUUUUUUAGACUUGCAAUAAUUUUUGAAGUAAAAGUUUCAUUUUUUGUUUCUAUUGCAGUAGUAAGCGUAAAAUUAGAAAACUAAUUAUUUUAACGAACGGAUUUUUCAGGAAGACUCGCUGAGAAACUGGGGAGUGGCGUUGGCGACGAUGUGUGGCUGCACGGAGCCGCGAGGCGUCAAACCUCUGAUGGACGUCCUUUUCAAACUCCUGGAGCGACCGACGGACAACGCCUUCGCUGCCAGCUCGUACUUGAUAUCCGGCCAGGCAAUCGUUAUUUUAUGUUUUAAGACGGCUGUUCUUGAUCCAAAGCGGCCUCUGCCAAUUCGAAUGGCGAGGAGUUGAACUCUGGAACCGAUACCUCGGCUAUUUGAGACAAGGAAUCGUCCAACAGUACGCCAAUCUUCGUGACCGCAUCGCCGUGUAUGAGAAACCUUCUAUUAUUUUCCUAAAUUGUUCGAUUCUUCAGUUCUCUGGUCUCAGCCAGUUGGUAUGACAUACCGACCAUUUACGUGUCUCCCAACUAUCCGGAUUCACUUCGCCCGCCACCGGUUGAGAUGAUUGUCAACUGGUACCAGGAGCAGGUCUGAGAGCAUUUUCAUGACAGCUCUUUGAUUCUUCAUUUUUCAGCUCACGCCAUGCUGGGAAGAAGUGCGCGUGAGAACUGACGGCGCUUGUCCGGUUCUGAAUGGAGAAGUUUUCGACAUACCAUUUCUUGUGUAAAUCGAUUUCACUCGCAGAUGAAGCCGUCGAUGUCACACUCCUCCUCGUCGGCGUCGCUGUUCGGCAUGGACUCAGAAGUGAAAAGAGCGGCGCGACUGACUCUGAAGGCCGUCAUCGCCUACGUCUACCAGAACGUCAACCAGUCCUACAUCGCUUUCCCCCGCUCGUUCAUCCCCCUGAUUCCGCUUUUCUGUCACUACUCCAACGACGUCGGGUGAGUAGAUGCUGCCGAAUUUACGAGGGCAGAAUUUAAUUUCAAUGGAAAACAUUCAUAAUGAUAUAGUCUGAACCUGAAAAAUAUUGAGAAGCGAUCAAAUAUCUUAUAAAUGUUGUUCAAAAAAAAGAAAGUUUCUCAAUAUUUGUUUUUAGAAACUUGACAAUCUUUGCUUUCCUAGUUUUUUUUCGAAUCAUUCUUGAUCGAAAAGUGAGUUAAUGUGGAUGGACUAUCUGCUGAAAAAAUAUUAAAAAUCGUGAAAUUUUCAACGAAUGUCUUAAAGGCAGAAGGGAGUUUGAUUUUUUGAACUACAAAACAUAUUAAAUUGCUUUAAUUUUAAAAAGAUGUAUGUCCGAAGAGCGAAGAGCUGAUAGACUUUUCUAUUUAUUCUUCUCUGAACCUCGAUAGUUCUUCUUUUUCCAGAGAUGAAGAACUCCAGAGAUCUUGCUCCGCCUUGGCUGCCAACCAUCUUCACGCGAUUUUCGUUUCUGAAAGCAAAGCUGGUCCCAUCGUUCAAGUUGCAACGCAGGUUUCACAUCAUAUCAGUCUAUAAAGCAAAUAAUUUUUUCAAGAUUCUGGCAUCAAGCUGUUGGUGGAAGGCGAAAGUUGCCAUUCUUCGGUUCGUGAAGAUGAUCGUCUUCUCCAAUGUCUUCUUUUUCCUGCCUUAUCAAGACAACAUUGGUGAGGCUUCCAACUAGAAUCUCCUAAUUGAAAUGAGCAGGUCUCCUGUUGUUGACGACCCUGGCUGACAACCAAAUCGAAGUGCGGGAACAGGCGACUGAAACUCUCAGUUCUCUGAUCCAGUCCAAGUUCUUCGAAGUGACGCCCAUGCUCGUGGUUCGUCUGGACCCUCUUAGUCCAACUAGAAGAGUUGUUCCAGGAGAAGUUCAUGGAAGCGGCAAAGUCGACCGACGCCAUCGUUCGUCACGGAGGCGUCUUGGGUCUGUCGGCCAUCAUCCUCGCUUUCCCUUACUCGGUUCCGCCCUUCUUGCCCGACGUCCUCAUGAAGUUCUGUCGUUACGCGACUGAUCGACAGCCCAUUCGGGUGAGAAAAAAAUCAUUGAUCAUUAGAAAAAAAGUUCAUCAGUUUUUCAAAAUGAUAAAAACCCUCUAUAAGCUAGCUUUUGAGCAUUCAUAAUGAAGUUUCAUUUUUUUCCGACUUGAUAUUUGAUAUAAAAAUAUUAUUUAUGGUAAUUAUUCAACCGUGUUUUACGUGACCGAACCAUUUUCUAAAAACUUGAAAAAACAAUCUCAUGGAUAAGACGUGAUCUUGUUCAGGAAACGGUGAAACGCGCCCUGUCGGAGUUCAAACGGACGCACCAGGACUCUUGGCGGGAGCACGAGUCGCAGUUCAACGAGGACCAGCUGACGGUUCUCCGAGACCUGCUCAUCUCGCCCAACUACUACGUCUGA